AUGCAAUUCACCAAGUAUAUUCUAGCCACUGCAAUGGCACUCUCAACUGGCGGCUUCGCUGUCGAUGUCGACAUUGCCUAUACGUCCAACGGUGUUGAGCACGUCCAAGUGGUACAGUCCAAUACAAUUGUUCCACUAGACUACCCAGGUCUUAUUACCACCUUCCAGACCACUUACCCCUGCGAUCUUUUCCCAUCGUCAGAAGUCAACGCCUUAUACGUCCAUCCUGGUGCCCAUGUGAUUAAUCCCGGAUUUGAGGCCGCAACUAUCGUCUGCCUUGAUAUUUAA
Messenger RNA from Aspergillus welwitschiae, 288 nucleotides. RefSeq lists its product as uncharacterized. The record is from RefSeq and is a predicted model, not a curated record. The transcript has 4 exons. Bases 1 to 288 code for a protein of 95 amino acids. Lineage: Eukaryota; Fungi; Ascomycota; Eurotiomycetes; Eurotiales; Aspergillaceae.